Messenger RNA from Vicia faba (fava bean), 2277 nucleotides. Lineage: Eukaryota; Viridiplantae; Streptophyta; Magnoliopsida; Fabales; Fabaceae. The record is from the annotation of a GenBank genome assembly.
AUGGCUCUGUCUCUGUCUCUGAGGUACCGUCGUGUAAAAGAAAUUUCACGGUGGUUUCUUCAACCACUUGUCUACUACUCAGGUGGUUGUUAUAAGCAAUAUGGAAAAGGUUUAAGCUCAGUGCCAUUUUCUCCUGAACAAAUUGCUAAUGGGACUUUACUGUCAGGGUUUCAUCAACAUAGGUUCUCUACAUUGGCGGAUGUAUCACAUAAACAUGCUCCUGAAGUUGAUCUUUUGUCUUUUAUAAAAUCUUCUUUGGAUGAACUUGAAGGCACCCAUCAUUAUUGGUUAAACAGAUCUGUUAAAAAUAAACAAUUUUUUGGCAUUGAUGGAAUUCAUGGAUUUCAUGGAACUUUUUUGGUUCUUGCUGCAAGAAAUUUCGAGUGUGGCAUUAUGUUUCAAAAGUUGAAGGCAAUUCAGGAAAGGUUCCCUCAUAUUACUAUUAUGGGCUUUAAACUAAGUAAUUCUUCUGAUCGCGAGAACCUAAUUCAGUUACUGGUGACAGAAAAUAUCACAUUCCCUAUUUUGUUGUCUCAUAGGACAUUUCCUCAGAUAAAGAAUGGGGCUUGCUACAUACUAUUUGAAAGUUUUAAGAGCCCAAUGACUUGUUAUGAGAAGGACGUCAGUCUUGAAAUUCUAUCCCAAGCUAUUCAAGGGUUACAGAAGCUACCAAGUGAUCAUUCUAAGUUGCUCAAUGUCUUGAGAUCUACAUCUUGGAAGCAAGAUAUUAUCACUAAGGAUCAGUAUAUUUGUUCUCCUCUACAGAACUUACUUCUAUUUUACCCAGGCUGCGUCUCUGCAGAUGAAAGUGCUAACCGUCUCUUCAUUUCUGAUUGCAAUCAUCACAGGAUUAUUGUAUGUGAUGGCAAUGGGAAGAUUAUGGACUGUAUUGGCUCUACCCCAGGACUUGAAGAUGGCGAUUUUGAAUCUGCUAAAUUAAGGCGUCCGGCUGGUUCAUAUUACAAUGCUACUGAGGAUUGCUUAUAUUUUUUGGAUUCAGAGAACCAUGCUAUUCGGAGAGCGGACAUGGAAGCACGUUUAGUACAAACUCUUUAUCCGACAAGCACUGUUAAAAAAGGAGGAAUAUGGAACAGGAUCAUGAGUAAGCUUGGUCUAGAAAGCAGUGUGGACACCAAUGAAGAGGAAAAACCUGAAGUAUUUGAUUCUAAAUCAUUAUAUUUCCCUUGGCAUCUGUUGAAAUUAGAUGAUGACACUCUCUAUAUUAUAGAUCGCAGGUUUCAAACUUUAUGGACCAUGGAUUUAGGUUCAGGAAAAGUAGACGGAGUUUUCGAAGGUUCUCCUAAUAUUGUUGAGAAAUGCGGCCAGCUAAUCAGACAAAAUUUAUCGAUCUUAGAUAAGACUCCCUGUGACCAGUUUCAACAGAAAACUAAUGAUGUGUGUGCGCUUGAUGGCCUACCACAUUCGGUUCCUUUAUCUUCAUUGACAACCUUGCAGAAUCACAUGUUCAUUUGUGAUAAGGUUCGACAGAGGAUUCUGAAGAUCAAUAUUGAAUCCGGGGUCUGUUUGGACUUCCAGUUAUCUAAUUUAGGGUUACUUGGAUUUCCUUAUUGGUUGAAUUCCCCUCCGGAGUUGUUUUAUGCCAGUGGAAAUGGACUUUCAGAUACAGCAAUUAAUCAUCUGGAACAUUUUGAUUUGCCACCAGGUAAGAUUGACAUAAAGUUGAGUGUAGAUGUUCCUUCAGAGUUUGAGCUUGUAGAGCCAUUACAAGAAUCCUGUAUAUGGCGCCAAGCAAGAGGUUCAGCUACUGAAAUCUCUGGAAUGGAUGAUCCACAAUCCAUAGAGAAGGUUGGGGUUGCACAACAGUGGUACAACGAAUUGGAUUAUGUUGCAACUCUAAAACCCGAACCUGAAAUGAUUGGAGAUGAUAAUAACCUGGAUGAAAAUAUAGCUGUGGAAGAAGAUGGGAAAGUUUGGAUUACUAGUACUAUCCUCACUAGCCCCGGAACAAGCGAGGUUGUUAUUUUUGCUGUACUGUAUUGUAAACUUAGAAAAAUUUCAAACUCUAAUGAUGGCAACCAAGAGAAAUAUGCAGCAAGGAUUCUUGAUUUUUUGAGCUCAAAGAGAUCUGGUAAAAGCGAGAGAGAUUCAUGGAAUACAUUUCUAUUGCAAUCUAAAGGCGAUUUAAGAGAUCUUAUUUUCACAAAACUGGUACAUGUCAGAGUAAGAUUAAAUUGUUCUGAACAUCCUAAGACUGAAAAUGGAAGGGAUUUCAUCCUAACAGACAACUCAAUUAAAGUGAAUGUGUUGCUCAAUUAA